AUGUUUGCUCCGCGUGUUGGCAAGGUAGUCGAGAUGGGCCUCAAGGUCGCCGUCAUUGGUCAGUCUGCUUUCGGUGCCGAGGUUUUUAACGAAUUGAAGAAGAGAGGCCAUGAGAUUGUGGGAGUCUUCACGGUCCCUGACGCAAAGGGAAGGGAGGACCCGCUUGCCACCGCAGCAAAGGCAGACAACCUGCAGGUGUUCAAGUUUCCGCGCUGGAAGGCUCUGAAGAAGGACGGUGGCCACACGCUCCCUGAGGUGGAGCAGCAGUUCAAGUCGGUAGGCGCUGACCUCAGCGUGCUGGCGUUCGUCACGCAGUUCAUCCCUGUCGAUCUCCUUGACAGCAACAAGUAUGGCGGCAUCAUCUACCACCCCAGCAUUCUGCCCCGCCAUCGUGGCGCGUCAGCUAUCAACUGGACGCUCAUGGAAGGCGAUAAGAAGGCGGGGCUGACUGUGUUUUGGGCGGACGACGGACUUGACACCGGACCGAUUUUGUUGACGCGCGAGACGGACGUUGAGCCGGACGACACAGUGAACUCGCUCUAUAAGCGGUUCCUAUUCCCUGAGGGCGUGAAAGCGGUCGGGGAUGCGGUCGACCUCAUAGCAGCCGGUGAAGCCCCCCGUAUCGUCCAGCCGACGGAAGGGGCGACCUACGAUCCGCUUUGGAAGGACCCCGUUAAGGCCCGCAUUGAUUUCGACAAGACCGGUCAGCAGAUCCACGACUUCAUCCGGGGGAACGACAGAGUGCCCGGGGCGUGGGCCGUAGUCAACGGCCAGGAAACCACGCUUUACGGCUCCACUCGAACGCCGUCGGGGGGCAUUCCCACCGAUGGAAAGCCCGUGGAAAUCGAGGGGAGCAAGCACCCGGGGUUUGUCACCGGGCAGGGCCUUGUGCUGACCGGCUCUGACGGCGAGAAACUGUUGGUGACGUCAGUGAAAGUGGGCGGGAAAAGCUUGCCGGCCGCAGACCUUCUUGGGGAGAGUAGCAACGAGGGGGGCGGGAAAAAGGAGGCCCCGAAAGUGGACGAAGCGGCGGCGCGGGCGGCGAUUGAGGCGGUGUGGAAGGACAUAUUGGGGGUGGAAACGGUUUCCUCGGACACCGACUUCUUCGCCCAAGGCGCUGGUUCCCUCGACGCAACCCGCCUAGUAGAAAACCUGCAGUCUAGCGUAGGCCUAGUAAUUGACCCAGAGGACAUCUACCGGGCACCCACAUACGGCGACUUCGUCAAAACGGUUCUGAAAACGAAAUCCAGCGCGGCAGAGUAUAAGACGGUUAAGGUUAGGGCGAACGGGUUAGAGCUCAGUUUGCCAGUGCAGCACUUUAUCGGGGGGAGGUUUGUGGACGGGUCAGAGGGGAAAACCCGGCCCACGAUAAACCCUGCGACAGAGGAGGUGAUUGUUGACGUGGCGGACGGGAGCGCGGCGGACGUCGACGGAGCUGUGACGUCAGCAAAGGAUGCGUUCGAGAACGGCGAGUGGCGGAAAAUCAGCGCACGCGACCGGGGCAAGUUGCUGAUGAAGCUGGCCGAUCUGAUGGAGCAGAACAAGGAGGAGCUGGCAACGAUCGAGAGCUUGGACUCAGGCGCUGUUUAUACGCUCGCGGUCAAGACCCACGUGGGCAUGUCCGUCGACACGUUCCGCUAUUUCGCCGGCCUCGCGGACAAGAUCGAGGGCCGCACGAUCCCCAUCAACGAUUCCCGCCCGAGCAAAAACCUCUGCUUCACGCGACGAGAGCCCAUCGGCGUGGUGGGGUUGAUUGUGCCCUGGAAUUACCCCCUCAUGAUGGUGGCGUGGAAGGCGGCUGCGUGCCUGGCGGCGGGGAAUACGCUCGUGUUGAAACCAGCGGAGGUGACUCCGCUGACGGCGCUCAAGUUCGCGGAGCUGACGCUCAAGGCGGGGUUUCCCCCCGGUGUUGUGAACGUGGUUCUUGGCGCGGGGAGUGUGGUCGGGAAUGCGAUUACCGACCACCCUUCGAUCCGGAAAGUCGGCUUCACCGGGUCGACGCCCGUCGGAAAGAUGAUCAUGGGGGGCGCUGCGAAGACCCUCAAGAAGGUCUCGUUGGAGCUUGGCGGUAAAUCCCCGCUCAUCGUCUUUGCGGAUGCCGAUUUCGACCGGGCCGUUCGACAAGCCGGCCAGGCCGUCUUCUUCAACAAGGGCGAGAAUUGCAUCGCCGCCGGACGCGUGUUUGUGGAAUCCUCCGUACACGACAAGUUUGUAGAAGCUGUCGUUUCGGACGUCCGGAAGAUGAAGAUCGGGGACCCGCUGGACCGCACGACCGUGCACGGGCCGCAGAACCAUAAGGCGCACUUCGACAAGCUGGUGGCGUAUAUUGAGACGGCGGUGAAAGAGGGGGCAACCGUAGUCUACGGCGGUAAACGUGUUGGCACGCGGGGCUUCUUCCUGGAGCCUACGGUCAUAACCGGAGUGGAAGACGGCACGGUUGCAGCGACUGAGGAGUCGUUCGGGCCGAUUAUGCUGAUCUCGAAGUUUGAGACUCUCGAUGAGGUGUUGAAACGGGCGAACGCCACCGAAUACGGCCUCGCGUCAGGCGUCUUCACUAAGGACCUUAACAAGGCGCUAAAAGUUGCUGACGGGUUGCAAGCGGGAACGGUUUACGUCAAUACGUACAAUAAAACGGACGUUGCCGCGCCCUUUGGCGGUUGGAAACAGUCCGGGUUUGGAAAGGAUCUUGGACAAGAGGCGCUUGAUGAGUAUCUCCGCACGAAAGCGGUAACGGUGGAAUACUGGUAGACGCGUUUUUCGUUUUGUACGCACGUUGUUGUGAGUUGCUGAUGGGGCGUGUUGUUGAGCCAGUUCGGCGAGGGUAUAGACAUUUAUACUCGCAUUGUAUUGACAGAUGCAACGUGAAUGGUAACAUCCGGAUAGCAGAGGAUAUAGGUACGUAAUUGCUGGGCGCGGCUUUGGAAAUACAUGGAUGACAAGGUGGUGAAGUUUGAGAGUGAGUUCCAUUCUCGAUAAAGG
Klebsormidium nitens is the source of this 2979-nucleotide messenger RNA. Lineage: Eukaryota; Viridiplantae; Streptophyta; Klebsormidiophyceae; Klebsormidiales; Klebsormidiaceae. The record is from the annotation of a GenBank genome assembly.